UGUGUUCCUUACGCUAGAAAUCACCCCGUCACAUGUAGUGGUGUCCCAUUUAAUGGAUUCUGACAUGGAUUAUGAAAGGCCAAACGUAGAGACCAUCAAGUGCGUUGUGGUGGGGGACAACGCCGUGGGCAAGACCAGGCUCAUCUGUGCCCGUGCCUGCAAUGCCACCCUCACCCAGUACCAGCUGCUGGCUACCCACGUACCCACAGUGUGGGCCAUCGACCAGUACCGCGUGUGCCAGGAGGUGCUGGAACGCUCCCGAGAUGUGGUAGAUGAUGUCAGUGUCUCCCUGCGCCUCUGGGACACCUUUGGGGACCACCAUAAAGACCGUCGCUUUGCUUAUGGGAGAUCUGAUGUGGUGGUUCUGUGCUUCUCCAUCGCCAACCCCAAUUCCCUCCACCAUGUCAAGACCAUGUGGUACCCAGAAAUCAAGCACUUCUGCCCCCGAGCACCUGUCAUCUUGGUGGGCUGCCAGCUGGACCUGCGCUAUGCCGACCUGGAGGCCGUCAAUAGGGCCAGGCGACCCUUGGCUAGGCCCAUCAAGCCCAACGAGAUCCUUCCCCCAGAAAAGGGUCGAGAGGUGGCCAAGGAACUGGGCAUCCCCUACUAUGAGACCAGUGUGGUGGCCCAGUUUGGCAUCAAGGACGUCUUUGACAAUGCCAUCCGGGCCGCGCUCAUCUCCCGCCGUCACCUGCAGUUCUGGAAGUCCCAUCUCCGCAAUGUGCAGCGGCCUCUGCUGCAGGCGCCCUUUCUGCCCCCCAAGCCACCGCCCCCCAUCAUCGUGGUGCCCGACCCCCCUUCCAGCAGCGAGGAGUGCCCCGCCCACCUCCUGGAGGAUCCGCUCUGCGCGGACGUCAUCCUGGUGCUGCAGGAGCGGGUGCGCAUCUUUGCCCACAAGAUCUACCUCUCCACCUCCUCCUCCAAGUUCUACGACCUAUUCCUCAUGGACCUGAGUGAGGGGGAGCUGGGGGGCCCCUCGGGGCCAGGGGGCACCCGCCCAGAGGACCACCAGGGCCACCCUGAUCAACACAACCACCAUCACCACCACCACCACCACGGGCGGGACUUUCUGCUUCGGGCAGCCAGCUUUGACGUGUGUGAGAGCGUGGACGAGACUGGAGGCCCUGGCCCUGCCGGCCUCCGAGCCUCAACCAGCGAUGGGAUCUUACGGGGCAACGGAACAGGGUACCUGCCAGGCAGGGGUCGUGUGCUAUCUUCCUGGAGCCGAGCUUUUGUGAGCAUCCAGGAAGAGAUGGCAGAAGAUCCCCUGACCUACAAAUCCCGGCUGAUGGUGGUGGUAAAGAUGGAUAACUCCAUCCAGCCGGGGCCCUUCCGGGCUGUUCUCAAGUACCUGUACACCGGGGAGCUGGACGAGAAGGAGCGGGACCUCAUGCACAUUGCCCAUAUUGCUGAGCUGCUGGAGGUCUUUGAUCUGCGCAUGAUGGUGGCCAAUAUCCUCAACAAUGAGGCCUUCAUGAAUCAGGAGAUCACCAAGGCCUUCCAUGUCCGCCGAACCAACCGGGUUAAGGAGUGCUUGGCAAAAGGCACAUUCUCAGAUGUGACCUUCAUCCUGGAUGAUGGCGCCAUCAGCGCCCACAAGCCCUUGCUGAUUUCCAGCUGUGACUGGAUGGCUGCCAUGUUUGGGGGGCCGUUUGUGGAGAGUUCCACUCGGGAGGUGGUGUUUCCUCACACAAGCAGGAGCUGCAUGAGGGCCGUGCUGGAAUACCUCUACACCGGCACGUUCACCUCCAGUCCUGACCUGGACGACAUGAAGCUCAUCAUCCUGGCGAACCGCCUCUGCCUGCCGCACCUGGUGGCCCUCACAGAACAGUACACAGUGACUGGGCUGAUGGAAGCAACCCAGAUGAUGGUGGACAUCGAUGGAGACGUCCUUGUGUUCCUGGAACUGGCUCAGUUCCACUGUGCGUACCAGCUGGCCGACUGGUGUCUCCAUCACAUCUGCACCAACUAUAACAACGUGUGCCGCAAGUUUCCCCGAGACAUGAAGGCCAUGUCCCCAGAAAACCAGGAGUAUUUUGAGAAGCACCGGUGGCCGCCUGUUUGGUACCUGAAGGAGGAAGAUCACUACCAGCGGGCCCGGAAGGAGCGUGAGAAGGAGGAUUACCUGCACCUGAAACGGCAGCCCAAGCGGCGGUGGCUGUUCUGGAACAGUCCCUCCUCGCAGUCCUCCUCGGCCGCCUCCUCGUCGUCUCCAUCCUCCUCUUCGGCUGUGGUCUGAGAUGCUGCCACCCUCCUCCGAUCCUGCUGCUGUUGUCCCCACCGCCCGGGCCCCUCCGUCCUUCUGCAUCACCCCUCCACCUUACGGGGACAACGCGAUCCGCAGGACCCUGAAGACGACGCUGUCUUCACCAGCAGAGAGGAGCCCCUCCCUGGGGAUCAGGAUGGGAACCACCUGCAGAGGUCCCAGUCCUCAGCAGGAUGGGAGACAAUUGCUGGGGGUGGAGCAGGGGCGGAGCUGCAAGCUCGGGCUUGUUUUCUCGGGUCCCAGCCCCUUGGAGUCAAAGGGAAAAGCCCCCCAGCCUUUAGGGCUUCGCUGGAUGACUUGGUCUCUGCUCUGGCCAGGGAGGCAGCUGCCCUCCCCUUGAGCAGAAGUGAGUUGCCAGGGUCCUGCCUCUCUUGGCCAUGACCUUGCCACCAAUGGACUUUCCAUAUAGAAGCUACUCAAAUCCUCACUGGAGAAGUCAGGGUAGAAAUGAAGCCUUCAGAGCCUGACUCAGGCUUCUACAUCCAAGAGGCCACUAGCAGAAAGGCCUGCGUCCUGCCGGCAUCCCCCCUCCCAGGGCUGGGGCAGUGCAGGCCUGGUGACAGGGCCAGAGGUUGUGUGGCGCUCCAGGCAUGCAAGCAGUGCCUCUUGGUGCAUGGAGAAACUUCUCCCUGACCCUUGAGAUUUAGAGAUGGGAACCACCGGCAACAGCUGGGGCGGGGGGAGAAGAAGUGGGUGGGGUCUGUGGGCACCAAUCCCGUGCUCUUCUGGGCCCUUCCUCUGCCUCUGGGUAGCACUGCUUUUUAUGGGGUGGGGCAAAAUUAGCAAAAAACAAAACCCAAACUGAAAACGAAACAAAAUCACCACCGACAAACACCCUAAUCCUCUGUCCCCUCAAAAGAAUGAAAACCAGAUAAAGGUCCCAUAUAGCUUACGUUUUUAUAAAGCCAAACAGAUGCCCUCAUGGUGACAAGAUGAAGCUGUAGGGUGUAGAAUCAAUUCCAGUGCCUUUCAGGAAAGGACUCACCUUCUCAGACUCAGGAUGCCUGGACCCUGCUGGCUAGCUCUCAGGUCUGCAGAGUCCUGGCUCUCCAACGUUGGGGCUGGUGGCAGGGAGGGGUUUGGUCUCAGGGCUCUUUUGCUCACCUGGAGAUUGCGGGCACUCUCACCUUCGGAGCCUCGAGCCUCUCCCGCCACCAGCUGGUUUUGGAAGUAGGCACAGUAGGAGAGCAGAACUCCCCUGUAAUGAAGGGUCACAGGACAUAUGGAACCUUAAUGCUAGUUAGGGAAAAGGAAGAAAUGAACAGAAGGAAAUGUAAGUUUAGUCUGGAGAGCAGGAUGGAACUGAGGGUCUGUUGGGGUUAAAACUAGCUCACAGCCCCCGUGGGGCAGAAGCCGCGCCACAAUUGACCCUUUUCCGUUUUCUAACUCUGACCCGUAUUUCAUCACCCCGCACUGUUUUUAGAUUAAAAAGGUGGGGGUCCCCUUGACACGGGGCAGAGCCUGGAGGCUGUGGAGUGGGGCUCAGAGCACCAGGAGUCCCUCACCUGAGGAUACUUUGGCUGGGGGGAGGACCUAGGAUGCUCAUUAGCUCCGAGAUCGAGCAGACCCAGAAGCUAAGGCAAUCUCUGCAACGGUUGGGUGGUAACAGGACCCAGAGAUCUGAGGUUAAUUCUCAUCAAGAGCAGUGGAAGGACAAGCAGGUCUAACGAUGGGAUGAAUCCAUGUUGUCCAAGCCCGGGAUGCUCCCAGGCUAUGGCUGUCAGGUACGCUAGGGUGGCUGGCUGGGAAGCCAGUCGUGGGCUGCCCUCUACAGGCUGUUCAGCCUCCCUGCAGCUGAGCUCGGUCCAGAGCUUCGCCCCAGGCUGAGGAGCCCAGGGACCAGGCAAGAGGGAAAUUUUAGGCAGGGAGCCCGGUGCAGCAGGCUGCACCUUGCCUCUGCUUUAUAAAGGGCAGGGGCAGUGUGGAUAUGCCAGACCCCCAGGAACUCUAGAACCUCAAGGGUAAGGGGGAAAUGUUUGUCUCAGGUGCCUGCACAGCUGAACAAGGUGGGUUCACUGAUGAGGAUGGAGGAAAGGCUUGGGAGGGCAAGUAAAGGUCAGCUGAGGGUUGGGGGAGCCCACCGAAGAGUGGCCACAGGACUUCCCCCAGCAGCCAAGGCCCACUCACCCCUCAGGGACUUGCUGAACUUCCUGGCAGCUCCACCAGAACCAGUCUGCAGUACUGGGGGGCUCUGCAGCCCAGAGAAACACCCUGGAGCUGUGGGCAAGCCAUGCCAGCCUGGUGUCCCUGUGCCCAGAGGGAAGCAAAGCCCAAGUUCCAUAAACCUGGCACUUACCUGGGAAAUCCAGGGUAUCAGAGGCACCCUGUGUGGGGUGAGCCUGAAGGCACAGACGGGAGGAAAGGAGGAGUGAGUCAAGGGGUAAGAACAUACCCUGGACUCCCAUCGCCAAGAGCCGCAUCAGAGGAGGAUGGAGGCAAAAACCCCAAACAAAUGACAAAAAACACACCUCUUUUUAUAUAAGGUUUCAUAUUUAAUUUGGUCAUGAGUUCAUAAAUACAUGAAUAUUUUGUAUCUAAUUGCCUUCUUUGCAUUGUUUAAUAAUAGCAGCACAGAUUCAGAUGGAGAAUUUCCACUGAGGAGCGGCAGUUAGAGGUACACAGUCACUAAGGCAACACUAUUGGCUGAGCACAGUGGCCCAGGCGUGUAAUCCUGACCUUUUGGGAGGCUGAGGCUGGCAGAUUGCUUGAGCUCAGGAUUUCUCCAUCAGCCUGAGCAAGAUCUGAGACUCCCUUUCAACUUAAAAUAGAAAAAUUAGCGAGCCAUGGUGGCAGGUGCCUCUAGUCCCAGCUACUUGAGAGGCUGAGGCAAGAGGAUUGCUUGAGCCCAAGAAUUUGAGGUUGCUGUGAGCUGUGACGCCACAGCACUCUACCGAGGGCAACAUAGUGAGACUGUCUCAAAAUUAAAAAAAAAAAAGACUAUUAAACAGUGACUCCUGUUAUACACUAUUUGGCCUGGGUAUUAAACCACAUGAAACCAAGAAAAAUUCCCCAACAAUUUCGUGUUGCACAAAGUUGACUUUAAAAGAAUAAGUAUGAGAGAUACUGAUAAGUCUAAUACUUUACAUAGACCUUCAAGAAAUUCUGAGAAAAGGGCAAGGGGCUGAAACCUGAGUGGCAGCAUAGAAGGACCUAUAGUUGCAAAGGCCAGGAGGUGGACGAGGCAGCUCAUGGAACACUAGACGAAGUGGGAGUGGGUUGUGAAUGUAAAGAUCAGGGGAUUUACCCCCCAACCCCCAAACUCCACAGACUCAAUGCCUGUCAAUUCCCUGACUGUGCCUAACUUGGGCCCUGCCACACUAGCUCUGGAACAAGAAAAUACACAAGGCCUUGAGAUAGAAAAGGCCCAAACCCUUCAGAAUUACUGGAAUAAUUCUGGAAUACUGUAAUGAAGGGUUUGCUGGAAGGAAGGCUGAAAUGGUUAUCGAGGUUUUUUUUAAAAAACUCUAGGCCCUGUUGCCAUGGUAGUUAAGAAUUGAUAUUUCUGUGCUGAGUAGUUUACAUAAAAGUCAGAUGCUUGCAGAGGAGCUAAACUUCUCAAAUAGGGCAUCUGCACCUGAAAAUGCAGCUCAGGGGCUCAGUGUCACAUCCCACCAGAAGUGAGAGGGACCAUCUAGUCCUGAGUUGGUGUGCCAUUCCCUGAGUACCAUUCACUCUCCCUCCCUGAGACCAUAGCAGAGAUUGAAGACAGAUCUCAAUGGAGGAUGGAAGUGUGAGGGGGUAGAUUUCAGAGGUCCAAAUCAUAAUAAGUCACUCCAAGCAUUUUCUCUCCUGUCUAAACCUUUUCAACACUUCACUACUUUAGAUCUUGAUACCAGGGAGGGACAAACUGUCUUAGCAAUGCACUUCUUCUCCCAUUCAGCCCUAAUAUUUAGCAUCAACACCAAAACUUAAGAAGGAGUCUAGACCCCACAAGCAGAGUUUUUAGACCUGGCCUCCAUAGUCUUUUAAUAACUGAGAUGGAGAGAGGAUAUAGGAAAGAGAAUACAGGACUGCCAGCAGCCCUGAGAACAGAAAAAGUUUUUUUAAUAGUGGCUGCUGCGUUAAGCCCUUUCCAGAAAUAGUUACUGGAGAGACCCAGGCUAGAAGACCACAUUCUUCUUUAGGAAGGGAGCCCAGCCUCCACUAUUACUCUGGGUCCCUGGAAGAAAAUGCCCCAGGAAGCGACUUCCACAGGGGCUCCCAGAACUGUGUUUUCUCUACAAAAGAGAAAGACACUAGAAGAAUGUAUCCUCAGGAAACUGCAUUCGCCUUUUAGAACCAAUGGCCCUGUAUCAGUGUCCUCCAUACCCAUCACCCACUGGAACUGCUUCCAUCUAACUGACAACAUCUGACUUCGAAAUGGGCUCAACUUCGUCACACCAGGAUGGCCAUAGGUAACACUAUUUCUCUGGUACAGAGAUCAGUGGGACAGAAUCAAGAACCCAGAAGUAAAACCUGAUAGCUACAACCAACUACUUUUUGACAAAGCAGACAACAUACAGUGGGGAAGGACAUUCUCUUUAAUAAAUGGUGCUGGGAAAAUUGGAAAGCCUCAUGCAGAAGAAUGAAAUUAGAUUCCUUGGUGGCACCCAUUGCUCAGUGGGUAGGGCGCCAGCCACAUACACUGAAGCAGGUGGGUUCGAGCCCAGCCCAGGCCAGCUAACAACAAGACAACUGCAACAAAAAAAUAGCCAGGAGUUGUUGUGGGUGCCUGUAGUCCCAGCUACUUGGGAGGCUGAGGCAGGAGAAUGGCUUAAGCUCGAGUUUGAGUUUGCUGUGAGCUGUGACACUACAGCACUCUACCAAGGGCAACAUAGUGAGACUCUGUCUCAAAAAAAAAAAAAAGAAAAAAAAAAGAAAUUGGAUUCCUUUUACUGUUACAAAAACUACUGAGGAUGGUUUAAAGACUUAAAUUUCAGACUUCAAACCAUAAAAAUUCUAGAAGAAAAUGUAGGAAAAACUCUUCUGGGCACUGGCCUAGGCACAGAAUUCAUGAGUAAGACCCCAAAGCAAGUACAAAGGCAACAAAAAUAAAUAAAUGGGAUUUAAUUAAACUACAAGUUUCAGACAGGAAAGGAAAGAAUAAAUAUAAUUUAUUAUAAUUAUAUAUUGUUAUUAUAGGAACAUAUUUAUCAAAAGAAGAAGUACAGGCUGGGUACAGUGGCUCAUACCUGUAAUCCUAUCACUCUGGGAGAACAGGGUAGGUGGAUCCCUUGAACUUGAGACCAGCUUAAGCAAGAGAAAAACCCCAUUUUUUU
Nycticebus coucang (slow loris) is the source of this 7524-nucleotide messenger RNA. It is a transcript of the gene RHOBTB2, whose product is annotated as Rho related BTB domain containing 2. Gene Ontology annotation, biological process: small GTPase-mediated signal transduction. Lineage: Eukaryota; Metazoa; Chordata; Mammalia; Primates; Lorisidae. The record is from RefSeq and is a predicted model, not a curated record. The transcript has 10 exons. The coding region runs from base 53 to 2239 and encodes 728 amino acids. Gene Ontology annotation, molecular function: protein binding; GTPase activity; GTP binding.